Pelagomonas calceolata is the source of this 2127-nucleotide messenger RNA. The record is from the annotation of a GenBank genome assembly. NCBI's taxonomy places the organism in Eukaryota, Pelagophyceae, Pelagomonadales, Pelagomonadaceae.
GUGAGCGCAGUUUUUGGGGCGCAGUGCUCCAAGCUUCGCCUAAGAACCCGUGCUUGACGUCAGGCAGGCUUCCAGGUAGAGCGCUCCAGCCGCCGGAGGCCGCGCGUCCGCCCACGCGCCCUCAAAAUUCGAAGCAGCGCCACAACGGCAUGGCGCUUCUCGUCGCAGCGGCGGCCCUCGCCACGGUUCACGCCGCGACGACGCGCGUCGCCGUCAACCCGACGACGGCCGCAUCAGAAUUCCUCGGGCUCGGAACGAGGCCGCGCGUCCGCGCGCUCCUCGACGCGAACGAGAAAUUGAGACGUUUACAAUUACAAGGCUUCGACUUCCCGAGGAUUGUGGUCAUUGGAGACCAGUCCGCGGGCAAGUCGAGUGUCUUAGAAGCUAUCUCUGGUGUACAAUUGCUGCGAGGUACUGGGGUGGUGACGCGAGCGCCGAUCGAGCUGAGGCUGUCCAAUAGCCAAGAGACAACAUGCAAAGCCUCGGUGGAAGCGGACGGCGUCCCUGGUUGGGAGGGCCCCUGCGAGAGCGUCGGAGAGGCUCUGAACGCCACCAUGAGAGCGUUGCCUGGUCUCAAGCCUUCGCAGCGAGGCGCGCGCCGAGGCAUCACCGAAGACAUUGUACAUCUGCGAGUCACGGCGCCGGGCGCACCGGAACUCACGUUGGUGGAUUUACCUGGCUUAGCAAGAGUGGCGACGGAGGGGCAAAGACCCGACGUCCCGGAACUGACGAGACGCCUAUCGAAGACCUUCAUCGAGCCUUCCCAAUCUAUUGUGCUGGUCGUCUGUGCGUGCAACGCUGAUUUAGCCACGGCCGAGGCUUUGAGAUUGGCGGCGGAGGCGGAUCCCGACGGCGAAAGAACGGUCGGCGUGCUCACGAAGCCCGACCUCAUGGACCCCGGCACCGAGAGUAGUGUGCAGGACAUCCUGCGGGGGAAAGUCGUUAAAUUAGAGAGACACGGCUACUUCGUCGUGCGGAAUCGGGGCCAGCUGUCUCGGAAUGUGACGCAGGGUCAGGCACUAACAGAUGAGGCGCAAUACUUCUCCACUCAUUCGAUAUUCGGGAAGCUCGCGCAGCGCGGGAGGUUCGGGGCGCCGGCUUUGGCCCAGUAUCUGGCCGAGGUGUUGCAAGAUGCGAUUGCGCGGGAUGUCCCGGAGGCUCGACGGUUGGUGGAUAGCAAGGAACGCGACGUCAUCGCCAAGUUACAAGCACUAGGCGAUGCUGCGGAUGUCGACCCGUCCAAAAAAAGAGCUCGUUUGGUACGAGUCGCGACGGACUUUGCGCAAAUGGUCCAGGAGGCGUGUUCCGGGAGAAGCGACGGCGAGCGGGGCCUGACUGCGGAUGUUUUGGCUCUAUACAGAGGCUUUGAUGCCGAUGUCCGAUCCAGAGCGCCGUCGAGAAAUGCUUCUUCGUACUCGGCACGAGUGAGGGAGGCCGUCGCGGAGACGCGGGGCCGCGAGGCGUUCUACGGCUUCCCGUCGGCGCAAGUGUUUGCUGGUCUCGUGGCGGAUCUCGUGGACGACGUGCGAGCGCCAGCUGAACGAGUUGUCAGUGAUGUCAGAGCAAGGGUGCUGGUUGCGGGUCGAGCCGCGGCUGCGGUAAGCGCGCGGCGCUUUCCCGCUUUGCGCAAGAAGCUUGAAGAAUUGGUGGGUGAUGUCGCUUCGGAGAAGUACGAGGCUGCAAAGGAUUCAGUUGCGUUGUUUCUGGACGCCCAGAGGCAUCCCUUCGCGCAGGAUCUGCUUGUGUCAGAAGAGCCGACACCAAGACCCUCAUUCAGGCCGCAGUCGCGGCCGACGUCGUCAAAUGAUGCCUUCGAGGGCCAGGUGGACUUCGUCGCACGGCAGAUCGACCGGUACUUUGGCAUCUUCGCCACGCGGGUCAGUGAUGUGAUCCCGAUGAGCGCCGACUACGCGCUCGUGCAGAACCUGGGGCGGGACCUGGCGUUGCGCGUGGCCGACGCGGCGCAUUCGUUAUCGGACGAGGCCGUGUCUCAAUUACUAACCGAGGACCCGGACGUCGCGCGGCAGCGCUCCGAAUUGAGGGAUGAGCUUUCUCGGUUGUUGGCCGCGCGGGAGACGCUUGAUGAUUAUGCGGCCGGGGAGGUCGUGGCGUAAUGCUCUCAUUGUC